This is a messenger RNA of Schistocerca serialis cubense, 3303 nucleotides long. RefSeq names its product spidroin-1-like. The transcript is spliced from 4 exons. The record is from RefSeq and is a predicted model, not a curated record. The coding region runs from base 1 to 3303 and encodes 1100 amino acids. Lineage: Eukaryota; Metazoa; Arthropoda; Insecta; Orthoptera; Acrididae.
AUGGCCUCCCGGUUGCUGCAGCUGCUGCUGGCGAUCGCGCUCGCCUCCGCUAGCGCAGGACUGAAACAAGAAAAGCGGAACGUCCUCGACAAGGAAAUUGGAAUAGCUACAACAGGCUCAGAGUCAACAGCGUCCGCUGAAGGCGUGUCAAGUCUGGAAGCAGGAGCAGACCACUUAGGAAGAAGCAUAUUAUAUGGACGCAUUAAACCAGGUGGAGCUGCAGUAUCUGAAUCGGCAGCACAGUCUUCAGCAGCGUCAUUAGGCGGUGGUUCCGGUACAAUUAGCGGAUCUUCAUCAGAGUCAAGUUCAAGUGCUAUUGGAGGAGGAUUCAAUGGUGUCGGUAUAGCUGGAUCCUCUUCAGAAUCUUCAUCUGGCUCUUUUGGCACUGGCCUAGGAUACAAUGGUGCAUUUAGUGGGUCGCAAUCCCAGUCUGGUGCAAUAGCAGGCGGACUAGAAGGAUUUGGCGCAUCUGGAUCUAAGUCACAAUCAUCAAGUGGAUCUUUUGGGGGCGGCUUAGGAGGAAUUGGCGCCGCUAUCAGUGGAUCACAGUCUGAAUCAAGUGCUACUGGUGGAAGCUUUCUAGGAAGACAUGAAAUCAGUGGUGCAGGGUCACAGUCUGGAGCAAGUUCGAUUGGAGGUGGAACAGGUGGAAUUGGUGCAGCUGGAUCACAGUCACAAUCCGAAGCAUCAAGUGGAUCCAUUGCAGGUGGAUUUGGAGGCCAUGGUGCAGCUAUCAGUGGAUCACAAUCUGAGUCAAGUGCAAUUGGUGCAGGCUAUCUCGAAGGGCAUGGAAUCAGUGGUUCAUCAUCUCAAUCAGGUGCUAGUUCCUUUGGAGGUGGAGCUGGUGGAUUUGGUGCAUCUGGAUCUCAAUCACAGUCAGCUGCUGGAUCUCUUGGUGGAGGGUACAGAGGUCAUGGUGGAGUUGGUGGAAUUUCUGCAUCUGGAUCACAAUCACAAGCAGCAGGUGGAUCACUUGGAGGUGGCUAUGAAGGUCACGGUGCAGCUAUCAGUGGCUCACAGUCUGAAUCAACUGCUAUUGGAGGUGGCUAUCUUGGAGGGCAUGGAGUUAGUGGAGCAGGAUCACAGUCUGGUGCAACCUCUGUUGGAGGCGGAAUAGGUGGAAUUGGUGCAGCUGGAUCACAGUCACAAUCAUCUGGUGGAGCUAUUGGAGCUGGACAUGGAGGUCAUGGUGGAGUUGGUGGAAUUGGUGCAGCCAGAUCACAGUCAUCUGGUGGAGCUAUUGGAGGUGGAUACGGAGGUCAUGGUGGAAUAGGAGGAAUUGGUGCAGCUGGAUCACAGUCACAGUCAUCUGGUGGAGCUAUUGAGGGUGGAUAUGGAGGUCAUGGUGGAGUAGGAGGUGGGUACGGAGGUCAUGGUGGAGUAAGUGGAAUUGGUGCAGCUGGAUCACAGUCGCAGUCAUCUGGUGGAGCUGUUGGAGGUGGACAUGGAGGUCAUAGUGCAGUAGGUGGAAUUGGUGCAGCUGGAUCACAAUCACAGUCAUCUGGUGGAGCUAUUGGAGGUGGAUAUGGAGUUCAUGGUGGAGUAGGUGGAAUUGGUGCAGCUGGAUCACAGUCAUCUGGUGGAGCUAUAGGAGGUGGGUACGGAGGUCAUGGUGGAGUAGGCGGAAUUGGAGCAGCUGGAUCACAGUCACAUUCAUCUGGUGGAGCUGUUGGAGGUGGAUACGGAGGUCAUGAUGGAGUAAGUGGAAUUGGUGCAGCUGGAUCACAGUCGCAGUCAUCUGGUGGAGCUGUUGGGGGUGGACAUGGAGGUCAUGGUGGAGUAGGUGGAAUUGGUGCAGCUGGAUCACAGUCACAGUCAUCUGGUGGAGCUACUGGAGGUGGGUACGAAGGUCAUGGUGGAGUAGGUGGAAUUGGCGCAGCUGGAUCACAAUCACAGUCAUCUGGGGCAGCUAUUGGAGGUGGGUAUGGAGGUCAUGAUGGAGUAGGUGGAAUUGGUGGAGCUGGAUCACAGUCAUCUGGUGGAGCUAUUGGAGGUGGGUAUGGAGGUCAUGGUGGCUUAGGUGGAAUUGGUGUAGCUGGAUCACAGUCACAGUCAAGUGCUGGAUCUAUUGGAGGUGGAUUUGGUGUAGGUGGUGCAAUCAGUGGUUCACAGUCUCAAUCUGGUGCUAUUGGAGGUGGGUACGGUGUUGAUGGAGGAAUCACUGGAUCACAGUCACAAUCCAGCUCAGGAGCAUUUGGUGGUGGUUAUGAUGGAUUUGGUGGUUCAUUUACUGGGUCUGGAUCCCAGUCAUCAGCUGGCUCGCUAGGUGGUGGAUUUGGUGGUGGUUCAUUUACUGGCUCUCAGUCUCAGUCAUCAGCUGGUUCACUAGGAGGGGGACUGGGUGGUGGCUCUUUUACUGGGUCUGGAUCACAAUCGUCAGCUGGUUCACUAGGAGGUGGACUGGGUGGUGGCUCAUUUACAGGGUCAGGAUCUCAGUCAUCAGCUGGCUCAUUAGGUGGUGGAUUUGGAGGUGGUUCAUUUACUGGAUCUGAAUCUCAAUCCUCAGCUGGCUCACUAGGUGGAGGAUUUGGUGGUGGUUCAUUUGCUGGGUCUGGAUCACAAUCAUCAGCUGGUUCACUAGGAGGUGGCCUUGGUGGUGGCUCAUUUACUGGGUCUGGAUCACAAUCGUCAGCUGGUUCACUAGGAGGUGGACUGGGUGGUGGCUCAUUUACAGGGUCUGGGUCUCAGUCAUCAGCUGGCUCAUUUGGUGGUGGAUUUGGCGGUGGUACAUUUACUGGGUCUGGAUCACAAUCAUCAGCUGGUUCACUAGGAGGUGGCCUUGGUGGUGGCUCAUUUACUGGGUCUGGAUCUCAAUCCUCAGCUGGCUCACUAGGAGGUGGACUUGGUGGUGGCUCAUUCACUGGAUCUGGAUCUCAGUCAUCAGCUGGCUCACUAGGUGGCGGAUUUGGUGGUGGGUCAUUUACUGGAUCUCAGUCUCAAUCAUCAGCUGGUUCACUAGGAGGUGGACUUGGUGGUGGAUCAUUUACUGGAUCUGGAUCUCAGUCAUCAGCUGGCUCACUAGAUGGCGGAUUUGGUGGUGGGUCGUUUACUGGUUCUCAAUCCCAAUCAUCAGCUGGAUCACUGGGUGGUGGGCUUGGUGGUGGCUCAUUUACUGGGUCUUCUUCUCAGUCAUCAGCUGGGAGCUUUGGAGGUGGGUUAGGAGGAAACAGAGGAUUUCCUUUAGGUUUUUCAGGAUCAGAAUCCCAAUCUUCGAGUGUAGCAGGAGGAGCAGGUCAUUUUGGAGGUCUUUUGCCAGGUGGUAUAGGAGGUGGAGCUGGUGGUCUGUUUGGUUUGUUUGGAUAA